Cydia splendana is the source of this 5171-nucleotide messenger RNA. It is a transcript of the gene lasp, whose product is annotated as LIM and SH3 domain protein F42H10.3. The transcript has 7 exons. Lineage: Eukaryota; Metazoa; Arthropoda; Insecta; Lepidoptera; Tortricidae. Gene Ontology annotation, molecular function: actin filament binding. The record is from RefSeq and is a predicted model, not a curated record. Gene Ontology annotation, cellular component: focal adhesion. The coding region runs from base 170 to 1411 and encodes 413 amino acids.
UCAUUUUUUGUCAUGCGCGCUCGGGGAUGCUACGAUAUUUCGUGCUCGUGAGUGUUUUUUGAUACAAAGUGAAUUCAAAACUUCGUGAAACGUGUAAAACUUGUGUUGCUCUGUUAAUACUAGUGUUGACUUGAGAGUGGUGUGUGUUUCUGUGUAAAAUACAUUCAAAAUGAAUAAAACUUGCGCGAGGUGUGAGAAAACAGUUUACCCGACUGAGGAGUUGAAAUGUUUGGACAAGGCGUGGCACAAAGGCUGUUUCAAAUGCCAGGAAUGCGGGAUGACACUCAACAUGAGGACGUACAAAGGAUAUGGGAAACUGCCAUACUGCGAGUCACACGUCCCGAAGGCGAAGCACACGACGAUGGCAGAAACCCCCGAACUGAAGCGGAUAGCAGAGAACACCAAGCUGCAGAGCAACGUCAAGUACCACGCGGACUUUGAGAAGAGCAAGGGGAAAUUUACACAGGUGGCAGAUGACCCCGAGACCCUCCGGAUCAAGGCGAACACCAAGAUCAUCAGCAACGUGGCGUACCACGGGGACCUGGAGAAGAAGGCUCAGAUGGAGAAGCAGAGGCAGAUAAACGAGAACGGAGAACUAGUCGACGUGCCCUCCGACAACUACCACCAGCAGCUCGAGAACUAUGCCAACGAGAUGCUACCAGUCCCGCCGCCCCAGAAACAACCCCAAGUCUACCAACCACCCCCGGCGUACCAGAACCAGAAUCAGAAUCAGUCCUACCAGAAUCAGAAUCAGCAAUAUCAGAAUCAGAGCUACCAGACUAACCAGAGUAAUCAUCAGCCGGUGUAUAAUCAAAAUCAAUACCGACCGCAGCCGAAACAAUACGAAGACUACCAGCAGAAGUACGACGAUUACCAAAACCAAUUCGCCUACGGACAGUAUCAACAACCGGGGGCUAAUUAUGGAGUUGGUAGCCAGCAGAAGAUCGGUAGGAUUCAGGACUACGAUCCGCUGGUGGACGGCCCGCGGGCGCCGCCCAAUACUCAGCGGGCGUCGGCCACGCUCAUCUAUAACAGCACCAGUGACGGGAAGAGAGGGUCCCACCACCAUCAGCAGCAGCAGCAGCAGGCGCAGAGCACGCGGCAGAUCGGUCGCGUGGCCGACCUGGACCCGCUGAGCUCCGAGCGCGCCGCCUACGCCGGCCCCGACCAGAACUACAUGCAGGUCAUGUCCAACAAGCACGAGCCCGAUGUACAGAAAGUAUACAUCGCGAUGUACGACUACGAGGCGAACGACAGCGACGAGGUGUCGUUCCGCGAGGGCGACCUCAUCUCCAACGUGACCGCCAUCGACGAGGGCUGGAUGACCGGCCAGGUGCUCCGCACCGGCCGCACCGGCAUGCUGCCCGCCAACUAUGUAGAACGCGCUCCACAAGGCACCUACAAACACUAAACUUCGCCUACUGUAGUAAUACACCCUUUUUUAUAAUUAACUAGCGACCCGCCCCGGCUUCGCACGGGUUAACAAAUUAUACACCUAAACCUUCCUCAAGAAUCACUCUAUUGAUAGGUGAAAACCGCAUGAGAAUCCGUUCAGUAGUUUUUGAGUUUAUCGCGAACAUACAAACACAAACCGACAGACGCGGCGGGGGACUUUUGCUGCCAACUAUACUCUGGCAAAUCCACUUCGUCAGUAGAAAAAGGGCGAAAUUGAGAUUUUGUAUGGAAACGACUUUUUCCACUGACGGGAAGGGUUUCUCAAAUUAUACGUCGAACGAGGUCCGCUAACCCUAACAUUCAAUAAACUAUCAAAUAUCAACAUUUAUUUAUAUAUACGCUCCUAUUGCCAAACAUUGCAAUUGUAUAGGUUGUAACAACAUUUUAUAUGUAAAAUACAUAUCGUUGUACUUCUUAGUAAGCGUUUAAAAUGUACAGUCAGCUAUCCAAUUAUUUUAUAUAAUUAUAUGCGUACAUGAAAGAUAACAUUGAAGGACUCUGCAUGUUACAAUGUUGAUAAACGUCUUUGAAAAUAUGUUUUUUCCUUGACUGUACAUUUAUUUUAGAAAAAUACCUACUUAUUUAUACUGACGACUACUUUUUUUUAGAUUCUCUCUAGACUUAAUUGUAUUUAACUCAUUAAAUUGUAAAAGAAACAUUCUUUUUGGAAAAUACAUUUUAGGCUAAAAUUGGAUUUGUCUCGAAAUUGUCUCAACUUAGAUCAAAGUAUAAACGGGCUUUAAAUACGUCAUUCCAAUUUAUAUAAUAUUUUUAUAUGCACAUACUAUACUGACUUAACCCUUGGAGCGCCCUAGUAUCACACGUGUGAUACCAACUCAAUUUGGGUUGUGGCGACUCAGUAUCAGACGUGCGCACGUGCGUUACUACAGAUCAAUAUGGGUCAAAUUGCUUUGCAUCAAUUUGUUGUAUGAUGGGCGUUAGAUGGGUUAAGUAGAUGUACUCAUCCUUGUCUUAUCAUGUAAAAUUGUAAACAAACCUGACGUCAAAGUGUCAUUCCAACAAUACGAUUCAUAGACAAUCUAGACAUCUUAAUGUCAGAUGUUUUGAGGUGAUCCGUUCGUUACUGAGAUUAUCGAUGAACAUCUUAUUAGAAAUGAUAUUUUUCAGUGGUUAUUUGGUUGAUUUCAAUACUUUGUGAGUUUCUUUAAGUAUACAACAACAUUUUUAAGUGAUGAUUAUUGUGUAAUUCCAGAGAAAAGUGUGAUAAUGUCUUUGAGAAGUGUUUGUUUACAUGAUAGGUACAAGGUGGGUAUAAGUAAGGAUGAAUACACUUUAUAUAUCGAUUGUUUUAACUACACAUAAUGCCUGUAAAUAUUAAAGAUGUUUGAAUAUACAUACUAAAAUAUUUUAAAUGCAAACUUAUAAGCAAUUUAGCUUCUAAGCUGUUUUAAUAAUUACAUGAACAUACAUCUAUGGUGUAUAAAUCCAUAUUUAAUAUUUAAAUAACUGAUAGACGUAUCAAUUGCAAAUUUUAAAUAAUUUUAAGUCUUAGUGACUUGAGAUUCUUAAAAUAUACUGUUUUAACAUCUAUAUUUUUCUAUUCAAUAUCAUAAAACCUCAUUGCACCUACGCUUAACAAAAAUGUAUGCAGAUUUCUCACAGCGUUAACCUUUUGGACGUCAAUGACCGAUAUAUCCGCACCGCACGUCCAACGCCAAAGACGGAUUAAUCGGUCACAGACCACAGAGCAACAUAGACGUGCAUAUGCAUAAAGUUCAAUUUCAGUUUUGACACUUCAGUGACGGGGCGUCCGAGUGACAGCUUUAGUGUUUGAUACGGCGUCGAAAAGGUUAAUUAUGUAUUAUAAUUAUUAAAAAUAUAAGAAUUGUUGUCAUUAUAAUGAAAUUCUGUAUAUUAAUGCAUUUUCAAAAUAUAUCGCACUGAUUUUUUAACAUUCUGAUUUAACAUUCCGUGUUUUUUUAAUUUCUUAUUUAUGUUGGCUGUUAACUUUCUCGUAUUUUACAUUAUUGUCCAUAAUUAUUUUCAAUAAGUAGUACAGAUGUAGUGCAUAAUUGUUUUCCAUCGUAUUUUCUCGGAAACGUUCGUAUUUGUCAUGCUACUUCAGUCAACCUCAGUACUUUUAGUACCGAGACUGACUGAAAUAGCAACACACGUUCGUACGUUUCCGUGAAAAUAUGAUGGAAAAUAAUUAUGCAUUACAUAUGUAAUAAUAAGCUGGUCUUACUAAAAUAUUAGAUACUUAUAAAUAACCAAUGUAUUUAUGCAAUUUUCUGUUCAAGCGAGAAAAUUAGAUUGUACGUUUUUUUUUUAUAUCAAGUAGUUAUAUUUAAACAUUAUUGACCAGUUUUAGAACUUCAAAAUAAAUUGAUUUUGUUAAAUUAGAUGAACUUGACCAUUUCUAAUUAAGUUUUUAUUCGCUAGAACAAUAUAAUAAAUGUAAUAUGCCAAUAGCUUUUAUUUUUAAUUAAGGAGGUACCUAGGUCACUGUCAAAGUGCAGUUAGCUUAAGUUAAUAUUUUAUUUAUUAUCUUUUUUAACCAAAACCACGAUGAUAAUUUAUAAUAAUAUGUAUAGAUCAGGACUAGUAUCAAGUUUCUUACAAAAUUAGGACUUAGGCACACCGGGUUCUUAAAACGCGCGUUGUGCGUUAAAAAAAGCGGUGUGCGUAUGCCCUUACGUUUGUUUUAGUUGUUGACAAAGAUUGAUUGAUUGUAACAAAUUGUAACAUGUGUAAAGUCUAAGACAUAUUCGUACUUCGAUUUUGACAGUUGUUGUAGAUGGCGCUGUACGCUGUUAAAGCACGUUAUUGCUUAGACCAUAGAGAAAUAUAGUAAGACAAGAGUGCUCACUCCAUACAUCAGUUUUGGUACCAAAAAGAGUAAUAUUUUCAUAGUCGACCGGAAAGUCUUACGUUGUUGAGCAUUAGACUUUCCGGUCGGUGCUACAUCUAUUGUCACAUGACAGUACUGCUACUGCUACUUAGCAGUACUGAUAAUUCCGCUACUCGAUGCUAGAUGUCGACUAUGAUGUCGACUUGUCAAAAUCGAAGUACGAAUAUGGAGUGAGCAAUCUAUGUAUUUUUUUCCUUAUGCUUAGACUUAUCUUCUCUACAGUCAAAAAAUCUUUAGUUGUUUAUUACUGCUCUAGUAUUGAUGAAUAUUUCCUACAUAUUCAUAUAAGGUAAACGUCCGUAUGCUCGUCAAUGGCCCAUUAGCAUGUCUAGCACUAAAGCUCUUACCUUAACUUCGAUCAUUAAAGUAUACCUCAUAAUGAAUCUAUUAUGUCCGCGUUUUUAAUCCAUUGACCGUCAAAGACGUCUACCCUCCUAAGGCCCAGCCAUACAAAUGCAAAACCCAAAAUAUGCCAAUGAAAUUUGAACCUAUAGUGCAGGAAAUAGGGCUGAUUUUUAUUUGUUUGAAUAUUUAACGUAACAAAUGAAAUGCAACUCUGUUCCAAUUGAAUAUGGUUUAAAUUUCAUCGAACUGAGUGGUACUAUAGGUAGGACCGUGAGCCUUAGGAGGCAACUAACGCGCGCGGCUACACUGGCUACAGCCCAAUAUCAACCUUCGUGCAUUCCCACAAGGUUGACAAUGAAAGGAUUCUAGUUUUGUAUUUGUAUACAUAGUGUUAUGUAUUGUUAUUGUAUUGUAUAAACGCCGGCGACAUCACAACGCUCCGGGCAGUAUUAACGUUUCGUCCAAUGUUACAGUGCCUUUGGAAUAUUAUAUUUUUAAA